AUGGUGAGGUAUCACAUAAUCGUGGAAACGGAUAGCAGUGUCGACAAAGAAAAGAAUAGUGGUCGUAUCGAAGAGAGUUUUCAGACCGAGAGUUCGGGGUUUGGCGUCAAAUAUUGCAGCUGGUCAAGCGCUGCGAAGAGUGUAGGAGACAUAUUUCUACCGGUGGAGAACUGGGAACGAGAUUCGAGUUUGGGAGGUCAGAAGGAGAAGGAACGGAGAUUUAGCGAAGUUGCUAGUAAGGUCAGUGAAGGCCGAAUUAGCAGACCGGGAGAGGGACGAUUACGAGCGACGAGCCUCUCACAGCAGCAGCUAGUGACUGGUGAGAGUGCCGGUAACGCCAACCCCGCCAGUGGAAUCAGUUUGGGGCCUGGGAACUUUUUGAGCAGGAGACGUAGAAGUACACUUUCUGGAGAAGCCAGACCUGUGGAUCCAGCUAUCCAUAUUGCAAGAACAAGAAAAGAUCAAAGCGGUCCGAAACCAGGGUCGAAGGAGUACUAUAGUAUCCAUACCUCACGGGAUUAUAGAUUUGGCCGAGUAGAGAUUCAGGGGUUUGACAACGAAAUGGCCAGUGCGAGUGUCACUAGUACCACAGUGGCAGAAGUGGCACAAGUGGCACAAGUGGCAGGGUCGAGCAGUGUUAACGAUGAUUUAGUUCCAGUUCCAGAAGCUAAGACGACUGCUACUCUGAAAUCCACCUUCAUGGGAUAUGGAGUGGUCAGACUAUACAGAGAACAGGACGAAGGAGAGGAGGAGACUGCUGAUACUGAUGAUGCCACUGUUGUAGCUAUACUGGCUGUUCCAGGAUAUAUGAGUACAGGCGAUUUACUGGAAUAUCUGGGAGAAGAUACCAGGAAACGCAGUUCACAUAUCCGACUGGUCACCAGCAACGGUGUGCCUAAUAGAUAUAUGGUGUUGAUUAAGUUUCUGGAUGCUAAAUUUGCAACCGACUUUUAUCUUAAUUAUAACGGAAAAGUGUUUAACUCUAUGGAAGCAGAGACUUGUCACGUUGUUUAUGUUAAGAGCGUGCAAUUCCGGUCUCCUCCACGACGAGGAGACGGCGACGAAAUCCCUUAUUUGAUCAAAGAUCCGUUUACCGGAAUAGGAAUAGGAGCCGAAACAGACGACAAAACGGCAACCGAGUCAUCAGCAACGGCAGUAUCAUCAUCUCUAGUAUCAAAUUCUGCAUCAACAUCAUCAGCCAUUCAACAUAAUAAACUGUCGUCGCUACAAGAACUCCCCACCUGCCCAGUGUGUUUGGAAAGAAUGGAUGCGACCAUCACCGGACUGCUGACUAUUCUAUGUCAACACACGUUUCACUGCCAAUGUCUACAGAAAUGGGGCGACUCGUCGUGUCCCGUGUGUCGUCAUACAAACGCUGAUUCAUACGGAACAUACGAGCAAGCCGACAGCAGCAGUGCUCUGCCUGCUCUGUCCAGUAAGUGCUAUGUUUGCGAAGCAGGAUCCAAUCUAUGGGCAUGUCUUAUUUGUGGUCAUGUAGGCUGUGGUCGGUACGACAAAGCCCAUGCUUACGACCAUUAUGUGGCUACAGGACACUGUUUCUCCAUGGAUAUCACUACUCAAAGAGUAUGGGAUUACUCGUCGGACGGCUAUGUCCACCGACUGAUUCAAAACCAGUCUGACGGCAAGCUCGUCGAGCUUCCAUCGGGGUCUUCGUCUACAGCAGACGGUAAAAAGGACAUUGAAAACGACUUGUCCCUACAGUACACGUAUUUAUUAACUUCACAACUUGAGUCACAACGAGAGUACUAUGAAAGCUUACUUGCCGAAGCCGAGGGUGCAUUACUGCAAUACAGGACACUCGACGACCGAAUUGAUCGUAUUAAGCAAGAAAAUGAGGCCAAGUUCCAGACCGACCAUGCUCGAUUACUUGAAAAAGUGAAAACGAUCUCUGAAUCCGUGACCCAAGCCAAUCGGCAAAUCGAAGAAGAAAAAGCGUUCAGCCUCGGUUUAGUGACCAAAGUGGACAGUCUCGUUGAAACAAUCAAACAAAAAGACCAGGAAAUCAACGACCUGAACGACCAGAUCCGCGAUCUCAUGUUCUUCCUGGACGCCAAAGAAAAACUCGCCAACGCUGACGAAGACGUGCAACAAGGAACCGUCUCAGUGGCCCCCGCACCCUCCAAAAAGAAACCCAAACGCAAACCCAAAAAAUAG
Messenger RNA from Sugiyamaella lignohabitans, 2175 nucleotides. RefSeq names its product Etp1p (gene ETP1). NCBI's taxonomy places the organism in Eukaryota, Fungi, Ascomycota, Dipodascomycetes, Dipodascales, Trichomonascaceae. The transcript has a single exon. The record is from RefSeq and is a predicted model, not a curated record. Gene Ontology annotation, molecular function: ubiquitin protein ligase activity; zinc ion binding. Gene Ontology annotation, biological process: Ras protein signal transduction; protein ubiquitination. The coding region runs from base 1 to 2175 and encodes 724 amino acids. Gene Ontology annotation, cellular component: cytoplasm.